AUUCUAAGCUAACUCUAAUUAAUAAUGGAUAGAAUCAGGUCAGUCCUUAGUAGUAAGGAUCCUAAAGAUACUUCCAUCGUGGAAGAAAAAGUCCUCAAUGAUGAUUUCGAAGCUGAUAAGAAAAUCGAUCUUGAACUUGUUGUUUCCAAGUCCCAAGAAUUCGAUCCAGUCACAUCCCACUUAAUCAAUGAUAUUAUGAGCGAUGAUUACGCUCAAGUGACUGUCGAAGAUGAUUCUCCAUAUCCUGAAGUUAGAGCUGCUGUUCCUUCUACUGAUGAUUUUACCAUGCCUCAAAACACCAUCAGAGCUUGGACUAUUGGUCUUAUCUUGACCACUAUUGGUUGUGGUAUGAAUAUGUUGUUCAGUUUCCACUCUCCUUCUUUCGUGGUUACCACUUUUGUUACUUCCAUUUUAGCUUGGCCUAUUGGUAGAUUCUGGGCUUGGGUUGUUCCUGAUGUCAAAAUCUUUGGUGUUUCUCUUAACCCUGGUCCAUUCAACAUCAAAGAACAUACCAUUAUUACCAUUAUGGCUAAUGUUUCCUUUGGUGGUGGUGCUGCUUAUGCUACUGAUAUUCUUUUAGCUCAAAACAGAUUCUACAACUCUGAUUUCGGUUGGGGUUUUGAUCUUUUAGCUAUUUGGUCUACUCAAUGUAUUGGUUUUGCUUUAGGUGGUGUUGCUAGAAGAGUUGUUGUCUACCCAGCUGGUGCUAUUUGGCCAUCAAACUUGGUUACUGCUACUUUCUUAACCAACAUGCACAUCAACGAAAACCACCCUGCUAAUGGCUGGAAGAUCUCUAGAUUGAUGUUUUUCUGUGUUGUGUUCACUUGUUCUUUUGUUUGGUACUGGUUCCCAGGUUUCAUUUUCCAAGCCUUGUCCUACUUUUCCUGGAUUACUUGGAUUAAGCCAAACAAUGUUAUCAUUAACCAAAUUUUCGGUUCUAGUUCCGGUUUAGGUAUGUUCCCAAACAACAUUGCUUUAGAUUGGAAUCAAAUUGCUGGUUAUAUUGGUUCUCCAUUGAUUCCACCCGCAGGUACUAUUGCCACCAUUUUCCUUUCUAUUGUUGUUAUUUUCUGGGUCAUUGUUCCAGCCCUCCACUACUCCAACGUUUGGUACGCUCAAUACUUGCCAAUCUCAUCUUCUGGUUCUUAUGACAGAUUCCAACAAUCUUAUAACGUCAGUCGUAUUAUUGAUCCAAAGACCUUGACUUUUGACUUAAAGGCAUACCAAAACUAUUCGCCAUUAUUCUUAUCCACCACCUUUGCCAUUUCUUAUGGUUUAUCCUUUGCAUCCAUCUUGGCUACUUUGUCCCACACUGCUUUAUUCCAUGGCCGUGAAAUUUGGCAACAAAUUAAAUUAAAGGAAAAGCCAGAUGUUCACAUGAGAUUGAUGAAGAAGUAUAAGGAAGUCCCAGAUUGGUGGUUUAUGAUUGUUUUCUUGGUCUUCUUUGGUUUAUCCAUUGCUACUGUCCGUGCCUGGCCAACUGAAAUGCCAAUUUGGUGUUUGAUUGUUGCAUUAUUAAUUGCUAUUGUUUUCUUAUUACCAGUUGCCAUCAUCUUCGCCAGAACCAAUAUUGCCGUUGGUUUGAAUGUUGUUACCGAAUUCAUCAUUGGUUACAUGUUGCCAGGUAAGCCACUUGCUAUGAUGUUCUUCAAGACCUUUGGUUAUAUUACUAAUAAUCAAGCUGUUACUUUUGCUCAAGAUAUGAAGUUAGGUCACUACAUGAAGAUUGCCCCUCGUAUUUUGUUCUGGGCCCAAUUAGUUGCUACAAUUUGGGGUUCCUUAGUUCAAAUUGCUGUUUUGAGAUGGUCUUAUGGUAACAUUGACAACUUGUGUGCUGCAGAUAACGCUCAACACUACACCUGUCCAAACGGUAGAGUCUUCUUCAAUGCCAGUAUCAUUUGGGGUGUCAUUGGUCCACAACGUCAAUUCUCCCAAGGUCAAAUCUACUACGGUUUACUUUUCUUCUUCAUUAUUGGUUUAUUCACUCCAGUUAUUAACUGGUUGGUUCUUAAGAAGUGGCCAAACUCCCCAAUCAAGUACUUGCACUGGCCAGUCUUCUUCAGUGGUACUGGUUACAUUCCACCAGCCACUCCAUACAACUAUACCAGUUUCUGUGCCGUUGGUCUUACCUUCGGUUGGUGGAUUAAGAAGAAGUGGUUCCACUGGUGGACCAAAUACAACUACUCCCUUUCAGCCGGGUUAGAUAUCGGGUUGGCUUGGUGUACUUUGUUCAUCUUCUUGUGUUUGAGUUUAACAAACACCAAUGCUCCAAGUUGGUGGGGUAACAAUGUUAUCAACACUUUGGAUUUCAAUGUUGAUACUAAUGUCAGAGUUAUCUUACCUGAAGGACAAGCUUUUGGACCAACUAGUUGGUAAAGAGUUUUAUUUUUAUAGUUUAUGUAAUAAUUUAAUGUAUUGAAUAAUAAGACGUGUACAUAGUGUAUGACUGAAAGUUUGUUAGAAUCAUGGAUGCUUAAGUUAAUAGGAGUGUAAAUUUAUAAGUGAAAUGGGUUCAUCAUUUAUAGCUUACGUUAUGUCAUUGCCAUGUAUCUGAUUGGUCUUUAGGAGUAUUCAAUUAAUUUGCAGACAUUUUGCCACAUCCUGCACACUAGUCAUCGUAUACUGGUGAUAGGGGCUCGCUCAGAAUACGAGCUGUGCCUUAAUGCAAGUUAAAAGUUUUGACAGCAAUCAAAAGGAACAAUAUGUAC
This is a messenger RNA of Spathaspora passalidarum NRRL Y-27907, 2708 nucleotides long. It is a transcript of the gene OPT1, whose product is annotated as oligopeptide transporter. Lineage: Eukaryota; Fungi; Ascomycota; Pichiomycetes; Serinales; Debaryomycetaceae. Gene Ontology annotation, molecular function: oligopeptide transmembrane transporter activity. Gene Ontology annotation, biological process: transmembrane transport. Bases 355 to 2376 code for a protein of 673 amino acids. The record is from RefSeq and is a predicted model, not a curated record. The transcript has a single exon.